Fundulus heteroclitus (mummichog) is the source of this 6104-nucleotide messenger RNA. RefSeq names its product BRD4-interacting chromatin-remodeling complex-associated protein. The transcript is spliced from 14 exons. NCBI's taxonomy places the organism in Eukaryota, Metazoa, Chordata, Actinopteri, Cyprinodontiformes, Fundulidae. Gene Ontology annotation, cellular component: SWI/SNF complex. Bases 540 to 4211 code for a protein of 1223 amino acids. The record is from RefSeq and is a predicted model, not a curated record. Gene Ontology annotation, biological process: positive regulation of DNA-templated transcription.
UUUCCUCCAGCGACCCAACGAGAAGGGAAUCGCUCGGGGCUGACGGCGAGGGGAGAUGUUUAACGCAAGGCAUCUUUUGUUACCGCGAUAUGAUUUACAGCAGGCGUCAGCUGCCGCGGACCCAUCCUGAGGAAAUGCAUCAGGGAGGGGGAAAGACGAAUAAGAAGAAGAAGGAUGAGGAUGAUGGAGGGGAGAAAUAGCGACAAACGGCGGCUCGGACGUAGAUUUUUUUUUUAGCAUGAACCCCGCAUCACCUUACGUAACCCAGAAACGCACCGGCGGGUCCUGGCGCUGCCGUGGCCGGAGGAGAGCGCGGCGCACUUGCCGCCGCAGGUCCGGAUGAGCGGGGCGGCGCCUCCCUCCAUCCACCACCCCGCAGCGAUGCCCCGGCAGAGGAACGUCUGGUCUCCGUCCCGCCGCCUCGGCCCGGUACUACCCGCCCGCCCCCAGACGCCGAAGAGCGGCCACAGCUUCCCAUGAAGCCCCCACCACAACUCAGCUCGACCGCUCUGCAUGGGGCCUCUCACAUGUGAACUGACAUGGAGGAUGAAGAUGGGACUUGUCUACUUGAUGUUUUGUGUGACCCCCAAGCCCUGAACGACUUCCUUCAUGGGACCAGUGAGCUGCAGACUGAGGACCUGCUCAUUAACUCCUCCUCUGGGGAGCCCUCCCUCUUCGCAGAUGCUCCGAGUCCCGUCUCGCUGCUGGGAGACGGCGGGGACUGCACAGACACGCCUCCCCCCGGCUGUGUGGACCUGUCCUUCUUGGAGGAGGCUCUCCUGUCGUCCCCGGAGGGCGGGGAGGACCCGGAGGCCGCGCCGCCGCCUGCGGAGGCUGGAUGCGAGGCCAAGAAGGAGGAAGCGGGGGAGGCGGAGGUGGCUUGCGAUAUCCUCCAGCAGAGUUUGCAGGAGGCGGAGAUCACUGAGCAGACCAUGGCCCUGGAAGCGGGGCUGGCGCAAGCAGGAGACGGUUUGUCCCUGUAUUCCCCCGCCCCUCUCCUCUCUCCGCCUGCUGUGCCGUUCCUACCCAAGCCCGUUACUUUGCCCGUCGCCCCGCCGUUGCCCAGAGACACCCAGGCGGCAGUGGAGCCCCCCCAGCCCUCCCUGCUGGCUGUCGGACCAGGUUGCCCGUCUCUAAAGCCUGCCGCCCCGCCUCAGCUGAUGGGACUCCUCCCUGGAAACGUGUUUCCUGCUCCAUCUCCAGACAAUUCCUUCUCCCUGAGUCCCGCUCAAGGCUCAAGCAUGAUCAUCCACAAGGCCGUGCCCGGCGUCGCCGCCCGCCCCCUCCUCAGUCCGGCUCUUCGAGCUGCAGCAGCACCAGCGCCAGGCAUCGUCCUGCAGCGUGCCCCUCUCCCUAUCCAGCCCAAGCUGCCCAUCAGCAUCCAGCCCAGACUGGUUCAGAUCAGCCCCAAGCCCUCGGGGCAGAAAGCCACCCCUGGCCUCACGUUUGUCCCGGCCACUGCCUCGCCUAACAUUUUACUGUCCCAGACCCCGGGCCAGAAGACUGUAGCUCCGCCGCCGGCACAGCAGCUCCCAAAACCCGUCAGCCUGCAGCUGGUCAACCAGGGCGGCUCCUUCGUGCUCCAGCCUCAGGGACUCUUCCAAGGUCAGAACCAGUUUCUUCUUCCGGGCCAGUGUCCCGUUACAAUCUCCCAGCCUGCCAGGGCAGUGCAACCUCUUCUCACCCCCAGUCAUCCAGGCCCGUCUGUUCACGGCGUUGCCGCCUCCACCGGGCAGCUCGUGGACGGCUCUCAGAUCCUAACCGUCCCCCAAAGACAGCUGAAUUUCAGCCCGGUCUUCGCCACCCCUACAGGGCAGCUAGCUCUCCGCCAGGCCACUGUGCUUUCAGGAUCUUUGCAGCUACAGUCAGCCCCCGCUACUGUCUUCCAGAUGCCAGCACAGCUGGCUGGAGCCUACACCGCAGGGGGGCAGGGGCAACAAGCUACCCUGGUCCACGGCCCCGCUCUUGGGAACCACAUCACCUUGAUCAACAGCUCAGGGGUGCUUCCCCAGGAUCUCACUUCCAUCUCUAUUGUCAACGGGCCCUCGGUGGUUCAGGGACUGCCGUUUACCGCCCAGGCCGCGGCUCCUCAGGCGGGCGGUACCGAAGGACAGCUGAGCCUUCAGCGGGCCUCCGUGGUGCUGCUGCCUGAGAGGCCCGUUCAGGACGAGAGGGGCAGCUCAGAGGAGGCUUUCCACCAGCUGCAGCAGCCCCUUGGACACGUCGUCCAGCACGUCCCGGUGCAGCCCCACUCCGCAGGGCAGCAGUCCUCUCCUCCUCCCAUAGUUGCAGUCCUGCAGCCCCACCCCGAGCCACCUCACGUUCCCGAAGCAGCGGUGGAGACGCCCAAACUCCUGAUGCCCCCGGCGGACUUCAGCCAAGCUGUGGAGGAGGCCGGCCGCUCGCUGGGUCGGAGCCAGGCCUUCGUGCAGCACGUGCCACAGCAGGAGGCUCUUAGUUCUCCCAUCCCAUCUGAAUUAUUGGUUGGAGCACUGCCAGUGGUACCGAUUGAGCCCCUCAACUCCCCGGCCGGCAGCGACGGAGAGGGCCGACCCCAGACGGGUGCCGUGUCUGAAGCGGACGCUCACCUGCUCCCCGGCCGGUGUGGGGAAGCGUCUCCUCAGCCCUCAGACCCCGAGGACACGCCGCAGACCCGCUCCCCGUCUCUGGCUCGGGACGCCGCGGGACCGGCUCCUACAACUUUCUCCCCUCCAGCCGGGCUCCAAGCGUGCGCCCCCCAGUCCCACGCGGAGGCCCAGGUCCAGUACCAAGUCCCCCACCAGCACCAGGUCCCGCAGGGCUUGUUUGCUGAGACCCAGGCCAAUGAUCACUCAUCCGUUUCCCAGCUUCCAGCCCGGAGCAGCCCCUCCCCUCAGCACGUCAGCGUCCCGGUGCCUCCGCAGCAGGCAGCUCUCCUCCCUAAGGAGGGCGACGACUCUGCUGUCCAACAGCACACCCUAAACAAACCCACAGCUGCCUUGGAGAGUAAGACCUUUACUCUCAGCGUGCGUCCAUCCUCUCCUGCAGAUCAGGGGGUUCGGGUUCACGGGCCUCCCGCUCCGUGCAGCCCCUUCCAGCAGGCGGCAAGCGAUCUGGAGCUGCAGAAGGAGGAGAGGCUCACACCAGCAAUGCGCAGGCACAGACUCCAGCAGCAGCUUUGUUCGGACCACGGAGCCGUGCAGAACCCGUUCACACGACCGGCGUUCACCACUCUGAAAGACGCCGUCAGACGCCUGCUGCCGUACCACGCCUGUGCCGGUCACCCGCCCGCUCAAGACGACUUCAAUUUAGUGGACCAGGAGUUUGACACCGUUUCCGGUUUCCUGCUAAAACGCACCAAGGACAUGGUCAACAAAUACAGGCAGCUAUUGGUUAAGGAAACCCAGCAGGAGAGUCCGUCGGCAGAGAUGGUGAUGCUGGAGCGUCUCUUCCUCCAGGCCGAGAGGUUCGCGUUAGCCGAGGAGCGAAGGCGGGCUCGCAAAGAUCCAGAAACUUUUAUGACAGCUUUGGUGACGCCAGCGUCUCCCCCUCCCGGUGCCAAGUCCUCUGGCUUCUCUCACGUACCCUCCUCUAGCAGCCCCUCCUCCCCGCCAGCCUGGGCUCGACUGACAGAAAGACCCCCAGGACUGAAGACGUAUCGUUCCAGCUCCCGCGGAGCUCUAAGGCUCACCAUCAAACAGGAGUCAGGCUCUCGCAAAGUGAUCCACAACUCUGCCUGCGACCCGGGACUCAAAAGGGACCACACGGGGCAGCUGACCAACGGGGGCGGAGGUGUAAACGAGCGUCACCCUCAGGCAGCCAACGGAGCUUCAAUGCGUCCCCAGCGUGGAGAGGAACCAUCCGACGAAGGUCUCGGCUUCGACGCUGCAGAACAGGUCCCACGGACGGCGCCCCGUUCCCAGACAAAACCUCCAACUCCCCUCCCGUUGACAGAACCAGAGGACGUUUGCUUUGAGAUCGCCACCAGAGACAUCGGCUCCCCUAAACUGAAAUGCUACAGGCUGGAUGUGUCGCCACAGCCGGAGCAGCGCUUCAGCCCUGCGUCCCUGCCUUUCCAAGAAGACAACAUCCUCAGCGAACAUCUACAGAGUGCCAUAGACAGCAUACUGGAGCUGCAGCGCCUGCAGGGCCCCUCCACGGCCCCGGGCAGGGCGGCGCCGGGCCCUUCACUGGACCAGCCUGUCACCAGCAUCCUGGAGGGACACCUGUGAGGUAACCCUACAGGGGUCAACACAAAGAUGUGGAUGAUGAAGACGUUGCUUGAACUGAUGGCGUGAGGGAAGAAAACAAUGAAUAGGCACUAUAAAGAGAUGCAUACCAGACAACAGCACUAUCUAUAGUCCGAUAGAUGUUAGGUACUUCAUUUUCGAUGUAUGUUUGUGGAAAAAAAAAUCUAUUUGAAUAGGAGCUAUAUUGUUUCAGUGGUAGUUAAGUCCUUCAGAGGUUUACGACACUGGUGUAACCUUCAUCAGCAUAUAGUAUAUAAGUAAUAGUGAGGAUAAUAAAACAUGGAGUAGACUGAGAUUAUUCAAUAGUUUUUAUAAGAUUUUGUUUUUGAAAAUUGUGAAGCUUUUCUUUUUUUCUUUGUUUUUUUUUGCAUAGUGCCAAUCUUCCAGGGUAUUUAUUUUGAUACUUUGUGCCAAUUGUGUUAUGCAUUGAGAAAUGCAGUGAAUGUGCGAGGUAUGAGUGUUCUCCUUCGGAUUAGGGUUGCGUGGAUUUGCUCGCGUGCGUGUGUAUGUGUGUGUGUGUAAAAGCAUCGGAUCACGUGACGGAGUGAAACACAAAUAUCCCGCGUUCGCCGUCAUCCUGGCUUAAUGAAUGAAACUCCAAAGAUUUAGUGACUUGCUACAUUCUGAAUACACCAGCAAACGUCCACGUCAUGUCUCUUCCCGCAAACUGGAGUCUGUCCUCGUUGAAGUAGAAGAAAAAAGAAGAAGAACCCGGUGGGGGCGUAGAAACACAUUAGACAGCCGUGUUUUGUUGCUAUUUUUGAAGGUUUGGACCAUUAUGCGAGUCAAACUGUGAAAUACUGCUAGUUUUGAGUCUGCUUUCAGAGACUAGAACAGUUUCCCCCUACUGUAUUUAUGAACAUGCAAGCAAUAAUAGGUUAGGGUUGUUGGGAGCUCCGUGGUGCAGGAAGAAGCCUGUUUGGUAACUGGGAUUGGGUAAAAACGAAGAUUGUUUCGCAGAAAUGAGAGAUGCUUUUUUUUGUCAUAAAGGCCUUUGAUGUUUAGAAAAUAAUUCUAACAUGUCCCAAGGGCUUAAAGUUGGCUUAUUGGCGUCAAUGACCAUGAGUAAUGUUCAGUUUUGGAAAGAUAUACACCAAAACUAGGAGAAAAUCUAGAGUUUGAGCCUCUCUGCAUCGUCAGCCUUUGACCAAAAAACCACAACAAAUCGUCUGCUACCCUUAAAGUUGAUUUAAAAGCAGUUUUUGCAGCUUCUUAUGUUAUUGUGACAAUCUAACCGGCCCCUCUGAAAAUGUGAAUUCUGUUGCAACCGACCUUCGCAAGCUCGUAAUGAAAUGUUUGCAAAACAUUUGCCGUAGGUGAUUUUUUUUUUAGCUUGAAGGUCAAAGUUUAAGCUGUAAAAACAGCAAAAUAUCUUUCUUACUUGUAGAAUGGACUUAAAACAUGCCUCAGAAAUUUGCCUUUGGUGUGUUGACGUAUGGAGUCACUUUUGUAUUAUUAUAUUUGCAAUAAAAAAUAUGAAAACAAUUGUUUAAAAUAAAUCAACUCUUUCAUUGGAAUAUAUAUUCUAUACUUCAGCCGCUAUUUGAUUUAUACAGAAUGUUCUAGCUAUGUGUGUAGAGAUGGAUAUAUACAUCGAUUCCCCCAUUUUUCCUGGUGGUUGCAGGUGUUGCCAACUGGGACUGAGAAUAGUAGCUGUUGCAUCAUGGAUAAAUAAAAAUUAUCUAAAUAAGCACAACUUGUAGAUUAAUUCACCGUAGGAGUUGCAACGCAGAGCUCAGUGACUGCAUUCAAUUAUCCCCGGUAUUUGUAACAGGAGGAUAUUAUAUUGCUUUUAGCAACAGUAAAAUAUUUGUUUCUCCUGUUUUUAAAUAAAAGCAAUGAGAAUGAAGUAGGGCUGGACGAUAUAGCAUAAAA